Molecule: messenger RNA, 1209 nt
Organism: Danaus chrysippus (African queen)
Lineage: Eukaryota; Metazoa; Arthropoda; Insecta; Lepidoptera; Nymphalidae
Source: the annotation of a GenBank genome assembly
AUGUCGUAUCAAUCUAGUGUAGCGCAGGAUUCUCUUUCUGCAGCACAACUAGAAAUGGCCGGUAACCCCAAUGCUUUGGCUCUGCGUCGGCCAUUCGACCCUGUGGCACACGAUUUGGAAGCUAGUUUUCGUCUAACAAGAUUUGCCGAUUUAAAAGGAAGAAGCUGUAAAGUACCUCAAGAUGUUUUAUCUAAACUCGUUGAAUCAUUACAACAAGAUUACUCCCAACAAGACCAGGAUCAAUUUAUGCAUGUUGCGAUCCCGCGUAUUGGCAUCGGCUUGGACUGUUCAGUUACACCGCUAAGACACGGUGGACUGUGCUUGGUGCAAACUACUGACUUCUUUUAUCCUUUAGUGGACGAUCCAUAUAUGAUGGGAAAAAUUGCGUGUGCAAACGUUCUUAGCGAUUUAUAUGCUAUGGGCGUGACUGAAUGUGAUAAUAUGCUGAUGCUUCUAGGAGUAUCAACUAAGAUGACCGAGAAGGAACGUGAUGUUGUUAUACCUCUUAUUAUGCGUGGGUUCAAGGAUUCAGCGCUAGAGGCUGGUACGUCUGUGACCGGAGGGCAGACUGUCAUUAACCCUUGGUGCACUAUUGGGGGAGUAGCCACUACUAUCUGUCAGCCUAAUGAAUAUAUUGUGCCCGACAAUGCUGUUAUGGGUGAUGUCUUAGUUCUCACAAAGCCCCUUGGUACCCAGGUUGCUGUGAAUGCUCAUCAAUGGCUCGAUCAGCCCGAACGUUGGAAUAGAAUAAAAUUAGUUGUCUCAGAAGAAGAUGUAAGAAAGGCUUAUCAUCGUGCUAUGGACUCUAUGAGCCGGCUAAACCGUAUCGCAGCUAGACUUAUGCACAAAUAUAAUGCCCAUGGUUCAACUGAUGUCACUGGAUUUGGUCUCCUCGGCCACGCUCAGAACCUUGCCUCUCAUCAGAAAAAUGAAGUUUCAUUUGUUAUUCACAACUUACCAGUGAUAGCCAAAAUGGCAGCUGUUGCUAAGGCUUGCGGGAACAUGUUCCAACUCUUACAGGGUCAUGCACCUGAGACAUCGGGAGGACUUCUAAUCUGUUUGCCUCGCGAGCAAGCCGCAGCAUACUGUAAGGACAUUGAGAAGCAAGAGGGAUACCAGGCAUGGAUUAUCGGCAUUGUUGAAAAGGGAAAUCGUACAGCAAGGAUUAUUGACAAACCUCGAGUUAUUGAAGUGCCAGCUAAAGAUUAA